This is a messenger RNA of Vespa mandarinia (Asian giant hornet), 2581 nucleotides long. RefSeq names its product RAS oncogene family member Rab7 (gene Rab7). Gene Ontology annotation, cellular component: lysosome; phagocytic vesicle; late endosome. Gene Ontology annotation, molecular function: GTP binding; GTPase activity. Gene Ontology annotation, biological process: endosome to lysosome transport; phagosome-lysosome fusion. The record is from RefSeq and is a predicted model, not a curated record. NCBI's taxonomy places the organism in Eukaryota, Metazoa, Arthropoda, Insecta, Hymenoptera, Vespidae.
GAACAGGUGACGACAUCGUUGUCAUACUCGUGAUUUCAUAACACGCCAUUUUCUUUGUGUGAAGUGUUAGGGUCAGAGGGAAUACGCGUCCUGUUUUCUAUUAAAUUCGAGGUAAUAUCAUCUACGUUCGAGGUUUCGUCGAUCGACCACUGGAUGCUUUCGUCCGUCGAUGGACAUCGCGUAUCUUUCCUUUGAGAAGACUCUCAAAUUACCGCGCAAAAUCGUAAUUGCCCUGUUAGUGUGUUGACAGGUUUUCAACUAUCGCAGUUAAACGGAUUCUAUUUUACAUCUACAUUCAUUAUGUCAUCCCGCAAGAAAGUACUUUUAAAAGUAAUUAUUCUGGGAGAUUCUGGAGUAGGUAAAACAUCAUUGAUGAAUCAAUAUGUUAACAAAAAGUUUAGUAAUCAGUACAAAGCUACUAUAGGAGCAGAUUUUCUCACCAAAGAAGUUAUGGUAGAUGAUAGGGUAGUUACUAUGCAGAUUUGGGAUACGGCAGGUCAAGAAAGAUUUCAAUCGUUGGGAGUUGCAUUCUAUAGAGGCGCAGAUUGUUGUGUAUUGGUAUUUGAUGUUUCUGCACCAACAAGUUUCAAAUCUUUAGAAUCAUGGAGAGACGAGUUUUUGAUCCAAGCAUCUCCACGAGAUCCAGAUAAUUUUCCAUUUGUUGUUUUGGGGAAUAAGGUGGAUCUAGAAUCUAAAUCGGUAUCUAGUAAGAGAGCACAACAAUGGUGUCAAUCCAAAAACAAUAUUCCAUAUUUUGAGACCAGUGCAAAAGAGGCUAUUAAUGUGGAACAGGCAUUCCAAACGAUAGCUAAGAAUGCUCUAGCUCAAGAAAGUGAGGUGGAACUUUAUAAUGAGUUCCCAGACCAAAUUAAGCUGACCAAUGACCAAAGAAAUAAUGGUAAAGGGGAUUCUUGUGCAUGCUAGGUCGUGGAUCGACAAAAAUUCAUAUACAAGCAUAUGGAUGCAGAGGUCAGGUCGUACGUUUACAUAUUGGAAUAUAAAUAAUAUUCACAAGUUUUAUAAUAAUUUUGAUCAGCCUUUAGGAAGUCUGGGAGCAUAUAUCUCGGUUUUCAUAUCUUACAUAUUCAUUAAUCUCAUCAGUAAUUUUAAGAUGUUUUAUCAAACUUAUUGAGUAAAGCAAUAAAGAUUUAAGAUGCAUAUAUUUUAUAUAGAAUAAAUUCUAAACAAAAUAUCUUUUUUUAAACAUUGAAACACAGACUAGCAUACCGAGAAAUAUUUAUCUGACUUCCUAUAAAAAGAAAAGAAUAUAUGUUGUGAUUAUAUCACGCAUAUUAUAUAUUUGACUCUUUAGAUGGGUCUUUUAUCUUUACUCCAUCUGUCCUAUUGAAUAGUUCACUCAGCAUAGUAUUUUUAAACAUAUAAUGCUCUCUCUUAUUGGUCAUGGUGAAACGUAUGGACUGUCCUAUAUAUCUGCAUCUCCUAAUGAUUCAUUGUUGAUGUCCUUUGUCAUAGGAUGACACUAUGAAGUUUUCACAUAAUAAAAAUCGUUAUUGCGCGAGGAGGUUGACGUGUAGAUCGGGAAUACAGGUUGUGUCAGAUUUGAGAAAUCAUGCAGAAGAUUGCCCAUAAUAUAUUAAGAACUAUCGCAUUUAGAGAGGAGCCUUGCCACGUAGCGAAGUUUUGUGAGUAGCUUUUAAGAAUAUUGACCAUUUGCGGCUUCUCAUCUGGAGACUAAAAUUUACUAUUAUUGAUACAUCAAGGAAUAAUAGGAAAUAUCAAUACUCAUGUUGCAUGUAUUCUCUUUAUAUUUAAAUUCAAGAUACAAAGAAUGUGAUAGCGUUAUUUAUAUUUAAUAAUCUUUGAAUUAAGCAGUUCUUUUUUCUUUCUUUUUUUUUUUUUUUUUUUUCCUUAAUUACGAGUAUAACUUUUAGUCGCAAUAUUUGCAAUAUUUCAUUCAAAAAAGUUUUAUUUUAACAACUACAUCACAAUAUUUAUCGCAACAUUUCAUGGCCCCUCUGUCCAAAAAGGCUAGUGCGUUUUAUCAGGCAAUUCUUUUUAUAAAUGACUCAACAAUUGGAUUCCGCUAGUUUGAUAAACCAUACAUCGUACCUCCUUCAAAGCGCUUCUAUUUUCAUCGAUUUCGUUUUUUUUCUUGAAGUGUUCCGUUUUGCAAUGCGUGCGUUUUCAAUCAUUUCAAAAAUUGUAAUAAAAAAAAAAUCAUAGAUUGUAAUUUAAAUAUCAAUUUGUUGUUUUGUUUUAUUAAACGACUCGAUUAAAUUAUUGGUCUUUUUUUAUAUAAAUUAAAUGUCUUGGCAAUGAUUUAGUAAAUUAAACUUUAUAUAGAUUUCUCUGCGGUGCUUAUCGUUUCAUGAAUGAAACAUUUUUUGUAAGAUUUUUCCUCGAAUUAAAUAACACACAUAAACCUUUAAUAAAUAUUUUAAUUCUGUAUAUUAAACUUUCAUCGGUUCUUGAUUUUGUAAACAUAAGAUAUGCUAAGUUGUAUUGUAAAUUUUAUAUUAGCAUAUUUAAACAGAAAGUGAAGCACUCUUAUUUUUUGUACCACACUUAUAACGAUUUUGCAUAUAAACGUAUGUGUAAUAAAAAAGACAGUAUACUAGAA